UGCACGCAUAGAAGAUCGACUGGAAACAAAGUAUCGUGCGACGUUCUGUGGAUUUCCAAGCAAAUGAACAUCAUUUCUUCACAAUGACUGAAACAUAUGAAUUGGAAUUAUUUCCUGAGUGGAAAGUGACACUGUUAUUGUUUAAAAAUGUACACAAUCCAGCAGAUUUAAGAAGAAAAGCAAUUGAUGGAUCUAUUGAUGGUACUUUGCUAAACCCAGCAAUGAUUGUUGAUCCAUUUCAAAUUCUUGUAGCAGUAAACAAAGCAAUCCAUCUGCAGAUGCUGGGAAAAAUGAAAACAAGAACCCUUAAUUCAGAGAUUCUCUUCAACCUAUCUCCUACAAAUAAUAUUUCGGAAGCCUUUAAAAAAUUUGGCCUGGCUGACAAUGAUUCUGAAGUUCUUGUUGUUUUGACUGGAGAUGGGACUAAAACGCUAAAACCUCAAGAAAUAAUCUCUCAGAUUGAUGGCCAGCAGGUUCCUCUAACUGCACUGACAGAGUUCACAGACAUUCAAAAAGUAAAAAAGAUGUACAAACUAACUGCACAAGAAGAGAAAAUUAGCACUGCCCUUGAGGCUGUAGUCUGCAGAAUGUCAACUAAAGAUGUUUUGUAAAGAAGACCUGUUCUGAAUAAAUGUGUAGCCCACUGGCAUUUGAAAAUAUUUGUGUCUCACAAGUUGUGUGAUUACUUCUCUUUGUUAAAGGAAAUGUUCACCGGCAGAACAGCACCUGUCAGAAAAAAAUAUUCACUUUUAAAGAUACGCAGCCUAUAAGAGUUUUAGCAAUGGUGGUAAAGUAUUAUAUGCUGUGUAUCUUCAAUACAGAAAUAAUAGUUUAUUAUUUAAAAUAAUAAAGAUUUAGUUUUUAUUCUUACAGGGCUGUAUAAGCAAAAUAUUUUUACCUUUUGUAUAUUACUAAUAUUAAAAUAUUUUUAAGAAGUUGUGAAAUGUAUUAUUGGUGUUUAGAUCUGUAUUAUCUUCCUUUGCCUUGUUUCCUUGUAAAGUCUUAAAACUAUAAAACUAUA
Messenger RNA from Xenopus laevis (African clawed frog), 1021 nucleotides. RefSeq names its product TP53RK binding protein S homeolog (gene tprkb.S). Gene Ontology annotation, biological process: tRNA threonylcarbamoyladenosine modification. The record is from RefSeq and is marked predicted. Gene Ontology annotation, cellular component: EKC/KEOPS complex; cytosol; nucleus. Lineage: Eukaryota; Metazoa; Chordata; Amphibia; Anura; Pipidae.